AAACUCCGCAUGCCGUCGUCCUUUGCCGCGUUGAAGAAAGCAGCAACUCCGGCGGGGAAGACGCGCCGGAGUCGUUGUUCAUGAAGGAGUUGAAGAGGAGGGGGAUGACACCUACAUCAGUGGUGGAGGAAGGGCAGAGGGGAGCCUACGAACUGGGGGAGAAGGAGAUGGAGGAGUCAAUGGAAGAGGAUAUGGAUCAGAGCAAGAGGGGGAAGAGGAAUGGGGUGAUUUCGAUGGAGUUCGAUAAGGGAACAGUGAAUCAGAGGGAGAGGUCCAUGGCAUUGAACAGCGAGGGUCUCGAGGGUUUAAUUCCACGUGCAAAGCUUCUUGUAGCAACUGGUGCAACAUUCUUUUUGGGAUUUUGGCCUCUGAUCUUGAUCACAUUUGCAUCCUUUGCGUCUCUCUACUUGUAUUUUGGACAAAGUUUCGUGCACGAUGCCAGCAAAAUGUCAAUAUCAGCACCACCAUAUGUUGAUCCAUAUGAACUGCUCGAGGAUGAAAGGAUAUCUCAGAUAGCUCCUCAGUUUGAUUAGACUAGUGCCUGAAAUUCUCAAAUAGACACAGGAAAAAUUCUAUGGGUAACUUUCUCGACAAAGGCCUGUAAUAUUUUUUCUCCUGGCUAAAAUGUAAUAUUUUAAACUGACAUAAAUUGCGAGAUACUAGUUCAACUGUAUAGGAAAUUUGUACAAAUUUUCUUCUCA
Molecule: messenger RNA, 701 nt
Organism: Asparagus officinalis (garden asparagus)
Lineage: Eukaryota; Viridiplantae; Streptophyta; Magnoliopsida; Asparagales; Asparagaceae
Exons: 4
Coding region: 81-533 (150 amino acids)
Source: RefSeq, a predicted model, not a curated record